AUGUUACCUUUAUAUUUGCUGACGAAUGCAAAGGGCCAAAAAAUUACUAUUGAGUUGAAAAAUGGAGAAACUAUAAAAGGUGUAUUGACCAAUGUUGAUAAUUGGAUGAAUUUGACUUUAUCUGAUGUCAUUCAAUAUGAUAGUGAUGCUCUAAAUAACGGUGCUGAGAAGCCCGAAGGUUUGAGUGUGCCAGAGAUUUAUUUAAGAGGUACUUAUAUUAAAUAUAUUAAUUUGCAAGAUGAUAUUAUUGAAAAUGUGAGACAACAGAUCAAUAGCAGUAGUAAUAAUAACAACUCUGGUAGUGGCAAUACUGGUAGUGGUGGUGGAUAUGGUGGAUCUGGCCAAGGCAAAAGACAGAAUAGAUACAAUAGUGGCAACAGUGGGAAUUAUUCUCAUAGUUAUCGUAGAGGUGGUAAUAAAAGAAAUUAUAAUCAAGGUUCAGGUAACCGUCGUUCUUAUUAUGAUAAAGUUAAUAAUAAUAAUAGUAAUAAUAAUAAUGGAAUGGGGGGUUAUGUUCAACAUCACCAAUCUGGUCCUCAACAACCACAGUUUAAUGAAAAUACUGCAUCGGUUCAAUUUUGA
Messenger RNA from Vanderwaltozyma polyspora DSM 70294, 582 nucleotides. RefSeq names its product U6 snRNA complex subunit LSM4 (gene LSM4). The record is from RefSeq and is a predicted model, not a curated record. Gene Ontology annotation, biological process: P-body assembly; mRNA splicing, via spliceosome; nuclear-transcribed mRNA catabolic process. NCBI's taxonomy places the organism in Eukaryota, Fungi, Ascomycota, Saccharomycetes, Saccharomycetales, Saccharomycetaceae. The transcript has a single exon. Gene Ontology annotation, cellular component: spliceosomal tri-snRNP complex; U6 snRNP; P-body. Bases 1 to 582 code for a protein of 193 amino acids. Gene Ontology annotation, molecular function: U6 snRNA binding.